AUGUCUGCACUUGAUCGUGAUGAGUUGCGGCUUUCUCGUACACGAUUCCCGGGCGUAAUACAGCUAGGGAAAGUGGAGCACAUUGAUGCGGAAACCAUCUCGAAACUGGUGACUUCGGUAGGUUAUCGACUGGACUUUGUUCUCCUUGCUGCGGCUUCCCCCUGUACUUCAUUGAGUAAGAACGAUGCGAGUCUCUUCUUUGAUAUCAAUCGGAUUUACAGUUUGCUGAGAGAUUCGUUCGCUGUACCAGUUCAUCUCAUGGUUGAGAACUUGGCAAAUAUCCCGCCGGACGACAUUCGUUCGUUCAACGAGGCAUUGGAUCUCAAGCCUUACCUUGUCGACUCAAAGUACUUCACGUGGGUCCGGCGGCCCAGGCUCUUCUGGGUCACCUGGGGCAUCUCGCUCAUGCCAGGAGAAACCCUGGUAGAUCAUGAACUGUUCUUUGAGUGGGUUUUCCCCGACGUGCGAGGUGAUAAGGAGGCGUGGGUUGAUGAGGUGAGUUCGUGGCAUGUUGUCCGCCUUGUCCCUCAUUUCUUGCGAAUUGCUGAGAAGAGCGGUACAGACGUUCCGUUGGAUGCAGGGAUUCCGUUUCGUGCUAAGGCAUGGCCUCGUACUGGAAUACAAAGUCAACUGUUCAAGUGGGCCACUGUUCACUGUUCACGGAUAUGCAUGAGUUUCCUGACUUACCUUGCAGAUGCUAACCUGGUGGCUGGCCAGGCCAAUCAGCUCUGCGAGGCUGCAGCGUCCUGGGUUGAGUUUCUGUAUGCCGAUGGGCAACGGAAAGGUCUGGCUAGCGACGGACUAGCGGGGCUGCAGUACUUUUUGCCUGAAUGCCAGGGGCAUUUAAAGUUAUCUUGGAAGCUGGUCAAGGUAUGGCAACGUAUUGAACCACCGAUGCGAGUGUUGCCUCUGAGUCCUUUGCUGGUCCUCGGUAUGGCAGGCUUGGCUGCUUGCCUGGCGCUUCCAGACAUCGCUGCGGGGCUGUUGAUUUGCUUCGAUGGCAUUUUGAGGAGCGGCGAGCUCUACCAAUUGCGUGUCGGAGACAUCACCUUUUACACUUCGAGGGCAGCCUUGCGACUGGGGCUGACGAAGGCUGGUAAGCGAACCGGACAAGAAGAGAUGGUGGUGAUUAACAGACAAAUAGCAGUCAAGUGGCUCCAUCGUGCCUGUGUCGGCAUGUCUGAUGAUGAACUGCUUCUGCGACGCGGACCGGAUUUCUUUCGCGAGUGCUUCAAGCUGUUUAUCAACGAAUUUGAUUUGGCCGAAUUAAAAAUUAAUGUGUACUCUCUGCGCCGAGGUGGGGCCACUUGGGAUUUCCUUGCAUACCAGAGCAUGGAACGCACUCUACUACGCUGCCGCUGGGCGUCCACGUCCUCGGCGAGGGUGUAUCUGCAAGAUGCUGUGGCAACCAUUGCGCACCUCAAGUUGGCACGGCCAAUCGUGCAGCGACAUUUCUUUCGACGGCUAAAGCCAGGUAGGAACCGUGAAGGAUGGCUGAGAAGCUUGUUUCCUUCUGGCACACCUGUGUCGUGCAGGUCAGAUGUGCAGCUUCUCAGUUGA
Symbiodinium sp. CCMP2592 is the source of this 1560-nucleotide messenger RNA. The record is from the annotation of a GenBank genome assembly. Lineage: Eukaryota; Dinophyceae; Suessiales; Symbiodiniaceae.